Molecule: messenger RNA, 2541 nt
Organism: Manacus vitellinus (golden-collared manakin)
Lineage: Eukaryota; Metazoa; Chordata; Aves; Passeriformes; Pipridae
Gene: SLC4A9
Product: solute carrier family 4 member 9
Exons: 21
Biological process (GO): regulation of intracellular pH; bicarbonate transport; monoatomic anion transport
Cellular component (GO): plasma membrane; basolateral plasma membrane
Molecular function (GO): sodium:bicarbonate symporter activity; monoatomic anion transmembrane transporter activity; solute:inorganic anion antiporter activity
Source: RefSeq, a predicted model, not a curated record
AUGCGAGCCCACAUGCCCGGGGCGGGUGGCACAGCUCUCCAGGAGGCAGGGACCUGCUCACAACCCAGACCAGACUGGAGCAACCCCAGAGCUCCCUCCCAGGCUUUGAGCUGCAGCAUCUUCCCCUCCAGGAUGGCCCCAGCAGCCAGAGGAGCUGGUGCUGCCCCACAGCAGGAUGGGGGGGAUGUCACCUGCCCGCUGCUCUUCAUCCAGCUCAACCAACUCCUCAGUACCCCACAGGGACUGGAGUGGAGGGAGAUGGCCAGGUGGAUAAAGUUCGAGGAGAAGGUGGAGGAUGGUGGGGAGCGCUGGAGUGCACCCCACGUGCCAGCCCUCCCCCUGCACAGCCUCUUCCAGCUGAGGACAUGCCUGCAAAAGGGGACGGUGCUCCUGGAUCUGGAUGCCGCCAGUUUCAAGGAAAUAAUCGACAAGGUGCUUUCUGGGCAUCCCGAGGAAGCAGAGCUGCAUCCUGCAUUGAGGGAACGCCUGACAGCCCUCCUGCUCCUCCAGCCACGGCACCAGCCCACAAAAUCCCUGCUACAGCUCCUCGCCGAGCUCACCCUCUCUCCCUGCCGAGGGAAGGCCAAAGGCAAGUCUGAGCCCAGAGCCCAGCUCUCCAAAACGCCUCUUAAGGAGCAGCUGAGAAACCGCUUUAGGAAGAAGGUCCCCCCGGGAGCUGAAGCUGCCCACGUUGCUGUGGGUGAAGUGGAAUUCCUGGAGAAGCCCGUCUCUGCCUUCAUUCGCCUCAGGCACGGGGUGUCCCUCGGCUCAUUGGCUGAAGUUGCUCUCCCCAGCAGGUUCCUCUUCAUCCUGCUGGGUCCCCCCAAAGUGAAAGCCUACCACGAGGUUGGCAGGGCCAUGGCCACGCUGCUGAUGGAUGAGCUCUUCCAAAGGGUUGCCUGGCAGGCUGAGCACCGAGAGGACCUCAUCACAGGGAUGGAGGCGUUCCUGGAUGAGCUGAUUGUGCUUCCUCCUGGGAAAUGGGACCCCAGUGCCCGAAUUCCUCCGCCGAGCUCUCUGUCAUCUCCGUGCAGGAGGUGGGCUGAGGGGAGGGCACCCCAACCUCUGCCAGCCCCUCUGCAGGGUCCGGGGGGGCACACCCCCACCUCUGGGGACAGAGCCAGCCCAGGGCACCCACGCUCUGGGGAGGAGCUGGAGAGGACGGGCAGGCUUUUCGGGGGGCUGCUGCGCGACAUCCGCAGGAAGGCACCGUGGUACUGCAGUGACUUCUCCGACGCCCUGCACCCCCAGUGCCUCUCGGCAGUGCUCUACAUCUACCUGGCCACGGUCACCAACGCCAUCACCUUUGGGGGCAUGCUGGGGGAUGCCACUGCCAACAUGCAGGGGGUGCUGGAGAGCUUCCUGGGCACGGCCUUUGCUGGCUUCAUCUUCUGCCUCUUUUCGGGCCAACCCCUGACCAUCCUGAGCAGCACCGGCCCCGUGCUGGUCUUCGAGCGCCUCCUCUUCUCCUUCAGCCAGUGAGCGGGUCGGGACCUACUGCGAGUCCGCCUCUGGAUUGGUUGCUGGUGGGCCACUGAGGCAGGUCACUGGUGAAGGCACUUCACCCGCUUCACCGAGGAAGGCUUCUGUGCACUCAUCAGCCUGAUAUUCAUCUACGACUCCCUGAAGAAGAUGCUGAGCCUGGCAGAUGCCUUCCCCAUCAACUGGCAGUACCGGCUGGACAACGUCACCUCCUACAGCUGCACCUGCAACUUGUCCAGCCCCGGUCACAGCUCUGCAGGGAAUGACACACUGCUGCCCUCGCCCCUGCUCCCCCCACAGCCUCCCGUCACCCCAGAGGGGCUGAGCAGGACCCAGUGCCUGGACCGAGGCGGGCACCUCCUGGGCACCAGCUGUCAGUACGUGCCCGAUGUCACCCUCAUCUCCUUCCUGCUCUUUGGGGGCACCUUCCUCUCCUGCGCCGCCCUCAAGCGCUUCAGGAGCAGCCGCUACUUCCCUGCUGGCGUGCGGAAGCUGGUGAGCGACUUUGCCAUCAUCCUGGCCAUCCUCGCCUCCUGCGCCGUCGAUGCCGCCCUGGGCCUGGAGACCCCCAAGCUCCUUGUUCCCAGCGAGCUGAAGGUGCUGGCAGGGCACAUGCCCAGCUCCUGGCUUGUGGUGUCCAAGAGCAACCCCCUGCUCUGCUACAGCCAGGAUGUCCUUGUAGGGAAUGUGGUCCUGAUGGGAGUCUCCGUCUUCAUGGCCCCCGUGCUCAAGCACAUCCCGAUGCCGGUGCUGUACGGGGUGUUCCUGCACAUGGGGGUGGCGGCGCUGAACAGCAUCCAGCUCCUGGACCGUGUGCGGCUGCUCCUGAUCCCGGCCAAGCACCAGCCAGACCUCCCCUACCUCCGCCACGUCCCCCUGCGCCGGGUGCACCUCUUCACCGUCAUCCAGCUGCUCUGCCUGGCCCUGCUCUGGGUCCUCAAGUCCACCACGGCCGCGAUUAUUUUCCCGGUGAUGCGCAUGAAAUCAAUUGAUUUGGAGUUUUGGGGGGUGUGGAGGGGCGUGUUUGCACUAUUUGAACAUUUGUACAUGAAGAUAUAA